Messenger RNA from Candidula unifasciata, 753 nucleotides. The record is from the annotation of a GenBank genome assembly. NCBI's taxonomy places the organism in Eukaryota, Metazoa, Mollusca, Gastropoda, Stylommatophora, Geomitridae.
AUGAUGGGAGUUUGGCAGGAUAGAAGAAUCUCUUACAAGAUUGGCUUUGUUGGAGUCAUACUGGGUGUUCUCAUGUUCAUUGUAGGCUUUUGUGUACCAUCAUGGGCACAUUUGACAUUCGUUUAUGGUGACCACACACUCAGCAUGGGAUUAUGGCAGAAGUGUACUGGCGACCUGGGAAUAUGCACAAUAUCUAUAGACCAUGAUAGCCCAGGCUGGUUGAAGGCUGUGAGAGCCUUGAUGUGCACGUCCAUGUUUUUCGCGGUCUCUGCCUGCAUCGUGGGUCUCUACUGCAACUGUAUUCUCAAAGUCCAGUUUGCUUCAUCAUUUUUCAACAAAAACAUGGAAGCAUCGGCCAUGGUUGCAGUGGCCUUUGGUGCAUUUGGACUGAUCAUCUUCGCCUCGCAAGUCCACAAUUACAGCGGUCAGAUUGGCCAGAUAUUCUGGGGAUUUAUACUGGUCUGUGUCUCCAACGCCAUAAUCGGCAUCAGCGCGUUCCUUAUGCUCAUCUCUCACCGGUUCAACAUCAUGUCGGCGCAAAGCCACUUUGCCCACCGCCAGUUUCGUGAAUCGUUCCAUGCAAAUGUACAGCUCCCUGAUUAUUCUUCCGAUGGAGGGAAUCAGAUGUUUAUCACAACCGCAGAAGGACAUAUUGAUUAUGGGCCACCUGCCUACGAAACUGUUGUAAAUUGCAUCCCCCAAGAUGAGAUCGCCCCACCGCCAUAUUCCCAAGUUGUUAAAAGUGAAAAGUGA